This is a messenger RNA of Rotaria sordida, 984 nucleotides long. NCBI's taxonomy places the organism in Eukaryota, Metazoa, Rotifera, Eurotatoria, Philodinida, Philodinidae. The record is from the annotation of a GenBank genome assembly.
AUGAAUAACGAUUUAUCAAUCCAUUAUUCUCAUCUUGAACAAUGUUCCGAUGAAAUAUUUCUUGAAAUAUUUAAAUAUAUAUCAUUACAUGAUUUAUAUCAUGGUUUUUAUAAACUUAAUCAACAUAUUAAUAAUAUUCUUCAUUCAAUAACAGAACUUUCAUUAAUAUUGGAUAAACCAGAAGAUAUUAAUGAUGAAGCAGUAUGUUUUUUUGCAUCACGUAUUUAUCAUCUUAUUGUACGACAUUCCAGUGUUGUACAUUUUAAUCGUUUUCCAUCAUUACGUUCAUUAAUAUCAUUAUUUCCAUGUGAUCGACAAUUACGUCAUAUAAAAACAAAAGAUUUACCAAAUUUAACACAUUUAACUCUUGGUUUUACAGUAAUUUGGGAUUGUGAAAUUUCAGUACGAUUAUGUCGACGAAUUAUUUCAAAUAAAUUUCCUAAAUUACGUUAUUGUUCUUUAUGGCCACCAGCAUUUGAUAUUAAUAUGUCAGUAAUUAAAACACCAUUAUUAACUCAUAUAGAAUUAAAAGAAGGAAAUUUUGAUGAUCUUUGUGUUGUACUUAAUUCAUGUCCAAAUUUAAAAUAUUUACAAAUGCUUGUUUCCAUAUAUGCAAAAGCUCCAAGUAAACAUGUCGAAAUUUUAUCUGUUACACGACUUGAUGUUUCAUUUAUUCGUCGUGAUCCAAAUUGGAUAGAAAAAUUUGAUCAAUUACUUUCAUUAUUACCAAAUAUUAAACGAUUAUUUAUUGAUAUAUGUGUUAUACAUAUUGAUUUUAAUCAAUUAUCUCGUAUACUUAAACAAAGACUUAUUCAUUUACAUUAUCUUCAAUGUAAAAUACAUGCUAUUGCAUUUCCAAUUAAAAUUAAUAAUAUACAACAAUAUCAUCCACUUUUCAAAAAUAUUGAUUUAAAAGAAAUUGAUAAUAAUGAUUGUCGAUGUGGUGGAAUAAAAUUAUGUUUAAAUGGACAAAGAAAAGAAUAG